AUGCGUUCACCACGCUGUCCGGUGCCCGCCGCAGCGCUGCUCGCGCUCGCGGUGGCACUGGCCGCGUCCGUCGCCGUCGCCGUCGCGGCGCCGCUGGAGCGGGCCGACGAGGAGGUGCGGCGGCUGUACGAUGCGUGGAGGUCGGAGCACCGGCGGCCGCGCUGCAACUGCGGCCAGGCCGGCGGCGAGGAGGACCGGCUGCGGCUGGAGGUGUUCCGCGCCAACCUGCUCUACAUCGACGCGCACAACGCGGAGGCCGACGCGGGGCUCCACACCUUCCGCCUCGGCCUCACCCCCUUCGCCGACCUCACCCUGGAUGAGUUCGUCCGCCGCGCCCUCGGCUUCCGCAAUGCCACGGCGCCCCGGGUCCCCAGCACCCGCUACCUGCCCCGCGCCGGCGACGACCUCCCCGACGCCGUCGACUGGCGCCUGCAGGGCGCCGUCACCGGGGUCAAGAACCAACGGCACUGCGGUGGGUGCUGGGCGUUCUCGGCAGUGGCUGCCAUGGAGGGGAUCAACAAGAUCGUGACGGGCAACCUCGUGUCGCUCUCGGAGCAGGAGCUAAUUGACUGCGACAGCCAUGACAGCGGCUGCAACGGCGGCGACAUGGGCAACGCCUUCCAGUUCGUGAUCAACAAUGGCGGGAUCGACACAGAGGUCGACUACCCCUUCAUCGGAACAGACGGGACCUGUGAUGCCAUCAGGGAGAACAAAAAGGUUGUCUCCAUAGAUUCGUACGAGAUGGUGCCACCCAACAACGAGAUGGCGUUGCAGAAGGCGGUGGCGAACCAGCCCGUGAGCGUCGCCAUUAACGCCAACAGCCCUGCGUUCCAGCACUAUACCUCGGGCAUCUUCAACGGGGUGUGCGGGCUGCAGCUUGACCACGGCGUGACGGCGGUGGGGUACGGCAGCGAGGACGGUGGGGACUUCUGGAUCGUGAAGAACUCGUGGGGGCCCGGGUGGGGCGAGGGCGGCUACAUCCGCAUGGCGCGCAACGUGUUCUUGCCCACGGGCAAGUGCGGCAUCGCCAUGGACGCGUCGUACCCGGUGAAGAGCGGCCCCAACCCGACGGCGAAGGCUGGGAUUGUUAAGAUGAGCUCGCUGCUGCUGGGCAGCGCCGAGGAUAGCGCGGCAAUCGUCGAGUGCCUGAACGGAGACGGCGACGGCGCCAUCACCAUCGAGGACGAGCUAGUCAGGGCGCUCGGCGUCGUGGGCGCCGCCAGCGCCGAGGACUGCGCGGCCAUCGUUGAGUGCCUGGACGGCGACGGCGAUGGCGACGGCGCCAUCACCAUCGAGGAGUUCAGGCUCAUGGCCGACCUCCUCUAG
Molecule: messenger RNA, 1326 nt
Organism: Panicum virgatum (switchgrass)
Lineage: Eukaryota; Viridiplantae; Streptophyta; Magnoliopsida; Poales; Poaceae
Product: zingipain-2-like
Exons: 5
Coding region: 1-1326 (441 amino acids)
Cellular component (GO): lysosome
Molecular function (GO): cysteine-type endopeptidase activity; calcium ion binding
Source: RefSeq, a predicted model, not a curated record